GCAGUGGCCGGCUCGGCGGCGGCGCCUCUCCCCUCAGCCGCCGCUUUGGCCGCCCCUCGUCGUGUCGGCGACGCCGCCCGCCGGUUUCCGCAAUAUCUAGGUCAAGCAAAAGCCUUAUUAAAGAGUCCUGUAUCUCCAUGACAACUAAAUUGUCUCUGUCAGAUCAUGGAGAAGGAAGCUUUAAAUGAAGAGGAUACUAAACAGGGGGUCCAUAUUUCUACCCCACAAAAAUUCAUCUGGGAAACUAGAGGCAUGGAGAGCAGGUGCUCAGAGACACAAGGGACAACAUGCUCAAUUACUGAAGAGGAAAUAAGAGGCAGAGGAAAAGCAAAGAGGAAACAAAAAAGCAGCCGAAGCAGAUUAACCUCCAGUUCAGAAGAAUCCUCUGGGAGUUCAACAAGCUCUUCGGGAAGCAGAAGCCGAUCAAGUAGUGAUGAGGCUCCUCAGGGGAAACCAAAGAAAAGAAAAAGGGAAAGGGAAAAACACAACAAAAAGAAGAGAAAAAAGCAGAGCAAGCUCAAAAAAAAGAAAGAAAAGAAGAAAAGGAGAGAGCGUUCAAGUCCUGUUCAGCUUUCCAAGUUCCUGAAAGAUAAGAAGAAGAAUGACAAUUACAGCAUGAUAACAGGAAAGAAAAUUAAAAUGAAGAUAAAGAAAACCAAAAAGGAUAAAGAGAGGGACAGAAACCGGGCUGAACUUCUGGAUUUCCUGAACUCUGCUUUGUAAUGGAAGGAUAGUCAAGCAAGAACUCAAACUCAUCUGGUUGUAAUUCUUAGCAAAAAAAAAAAAAAAAAAAAUCAAGGAUACUCAGGGAAAAGGGUAGCUUUCAUGGCAAGUUAAGACUCCUCGUGACGACAAUCAGUGUCCCUUGUAGCUGGUGAAAUAAAGUUUCUGAGCAGCAAA
Messenger RNA from Tachyglossus aculeatus (Australian echidna), 900 nucleotides. RefSeq names its product ADP-ribosylation factor-like protein 6-interacting protein 4. Lineage: Eukaryota; Metazoa; Chordata; Mammalia; Monotremata; Tachyglossidae. The transcript is spliced from 8 exons. The record is from RefSeq and is a predicted model, not a curated record. The coding region runs from base 166 to 723 and encodes 185 amino acids.